CGGCCGUGGGUGAGUCACACGCCGGGCGGGGGAUGCGGCGCGGAGCUGAGUAGCGGAGGGAGCAGAGCCAUGGCCCCGCCGCUCGCCGUCCUCCGGCUGCUGCUGGGGCUGCUGCUGGGCCGCGGAGUCGGCGCGGGGCUGCGGGAGGAGCUGGCCCACGUCGAGCGGUACGAGACGACGGUGCCGUGGCGCGUACCGGUGCCCCGGGCAAAGAGGGAUCUCUCCGUGUCACCGAGCACCUACCUGGAACGUGUCCUCUACAGUGUCCGUGCUGAGGGCAGGGACUACCUGCUGCACCUGAAGAAGAACAGGGAGCUGCUGGGACAGCAUUACACUGAGACGCAUUAUCUGGCUGAUGGCACUGAGGUCACGGUGAAGCCAGACGUCCAGGACCACUGCUUUUACCAAGGCCAUGUUGAGGGGCAUGCCAACUCUGCAGCAAGCAUCAGCACCUGUAGUGGGCUCAGUGGCUUUUUCCGGGUGAAUGAGACCAUCUUCCUGCUGAAACCUCUGGAUGAGCAUGAGGAUGGCCAGCAUGCAGUGUACAGAGCAUCCCACCUGCGCAUGAAACGCAUUGCCUGCCUGGAGGCUGCAUUGGAGUAUGACCACGACCCCAAGAUUGCUGCACCCCUGAAGCUCUAUCGCUGGAAAUCAGCCCGCUUGCACAGAGGGCCUCGAUAUGUGGAGCUGGUCCUGGUUGUGGACAAUGAGGAGUUCAGGAAGUACAAGGACUUGCGCAGGGUGCAGAACCGCAUGAAGGAAAUCGUCAACCAUGUUGACAAGCUUUAUCAACCUCUUGGCUUGCGUGUGGCCUUGACUGGCUUAGAGGUGUGGAGCAACAGGGACAAAAUCACUGUCAGUCGCAAGGCAGAGGAGACACUGGAGAACUUCCUUCGCUGGCGGGAGACAGACCUACUGAAGAGGAAGCAGCACGACAAUGUCCAGCUGAUCACGGGUAUAGACUUCCAUGACACGACCGUAGGGCUGGCAAAGAAGCUUGCUAUGUGCACCAGGGACUCGGGCGGUGUCAAUCAGGACCACAGCAUGGAUCCUAUCGGUGCUGCAUCCACCAUGGCUCAUGAGAUGGGGCACAACCUGGGAAUGUCUCAUGACGAAGACAUUGCUGACUGCCACUGUCCUGUCAGCAAAGAGAGUGGAGGAUGUGUUAUGGCAGCUAAGAUCAGCUUGGCUUACCCCAGACUCUUCAGCACCUGCAGUGAGCAGGACAUGUGGCAGUUCCUUGAAGACCCCAAGACUGGCUGCUUGCUGAAUGUCCCUGGAGCAGACGAGCUGUAUGGGGAGCCAGUGUGCGGGAACCAGUUUGUAGAGCGGGGAGAGGAGUGUGACUGUGGCAGGCCAGAGGAGUGCUCUGACCGCUGCUGCAAUGCCACCACGUGCCAGCUGAGAGAGGGGGCUGAGUGUGCACGAGGCGACUGCUGCCAAGACUGCAAGGUGAAGGCUGCUGGUGUUCUGUGUCGGGCCAGCAAAAAUGACUGUGACCUUCCCGAGCACUGCACUGGCCUCAGCUCCGAGUGUCCAGAGGACGUCUUCCAGGAGAAUGGCAUCCCCUGCCAGGGUGGCCGCGGCUACUGCUACAAUGGGGCCUGCCCCUCGCAUGCAGAGCAGUGCCGCCUGCUCUGGGGCGCAGCUGCUCAGGUGGCUCCUGAUGAAUGCUUCAAGCACAACAGCAGGCAGGAUCGCAACCUUCACUGCAUGACAGAGUCUGGGAGGAAGCCCUGCAGCCCCAAGGAUGUGAAGUGUGGCACGCUGCUAUGCAUGAGUGACACCAGCAGCCCCGCCCUUGGCAGCGGCUUCUUCACACUCUCCUUUGGCCGCUUCAAGUGUAAAGCAGCCCUUGAUAGCAAUGAUGCCAAUGAGAUGACAGGCAGCCUCCAGCUGGUGCCCACUGGCACCAAGUGUGGAGAGGAGAUGGUCUGCUAUGCUGGGCGCUGCCAGAACCUCCUGGUCUAUGGCAACAAGAACUGCUCAGCUAAGUGCAGUGGCCAUGGGGUGUGCAAUCACAAACGAGAGUGCCACUGUGACCUGGGGUGGGCACCACCGUACUGCCAGCACAAAGUUUUGGAGCUCACGGCAGGUGGCAGCAGCACGGUCCUGGCAGCUGUGCUGGCUGUGCUGGUGCUGUCCAGUAUCCUGAUCGGUGGAGGCAUUGUGCUGCUCAGAGGCAAGGGGAAGAAGUACUUCCAGAAAGGGAAGGCACCCGGCCACACCAGCUGUCCCGCUGUGCCAUCGGCAGCCCCAGGCUGCUCAGUACUACGGCAGCCCCACACAAUGCCCGGCCCCUUGUGCCCAGCUGCCCUCUCCUGCAGUGGUGUCUUGCUUCCCAGUGCAGGACUCUGCCCCAAAGCCAGGCCGCUGUCACAUGCUCAGGUCCCUCCCUGGUAUGUGGAUGAGGGACUUAAGCCUUUCUUCUCCGGCCCUCAGGAGAAGCCGAAGCCACCCACCAAGCCUUUGCCAGCUCUGAAGACCAAGCAGGUAGCUACCACCUGCCCCAAGGUGCUGGUGCUGGGAGCGAGUUCUGGCUGGUGCCGCAUGGGCAGCCACCUCACUUCUCUCACCCCUUGCCACCCUUACCAGCCCUGCAAUAUGGCAGCAGGAGAACUGCUGCCCCCAGCUCCACCUGCCAAGCCCCUGGCACUUUCAUUCCAGCCAUGUGCCAUCCCAGUCCUGCCCCAGCGAGGACUCCCCCCCAAGGUGGCCCUGAAACCACCAGCAAGCAGGAGGUGAUGUAGGACAGCAAAGCUGUGGGUCCUGGCACUUCGGCAGGAUGGCAGGGGACCACAGAGCCACCGGUACUUGAAUUGCUCACCGGACACCCUGGACAGCACCCAUGUUUACAGACAUUUUUGUGCCUUAAUGGACUUGGUAGCUUUAUGGGUUGCCUAGACAGCCAUAAGCUUGGGGACCAGGUGAAGGGACACUACCAAAACCACUCUUCCCCAUAGGAAACCCCCAAAGUGAUGUCUUCUGCUUUCCUCUUUGCCCCACUCCCUAAGUCCCUCCUGAUGCCUGCUCCAACUUGGAGGCCAGCCCCGAGCCUUUACUGGGUGCCCUGUGCCCUGCUACAGUGAAGGUGGCCUGCUCCUCAUACCCUGUCCCUGCUGGGGCUGCAGCAAGGAGCUCCUGGCUCCAAGACAGGUGACACAAGGAUGCUGUGCUUGCCCUGCAUCAAGCUAGGCCUGGCUUCACAGCAGCAGUCCUCCUCAUCUGGUUCUUCACUCUGAAGUUAUCACUCAGACUCCUGCUCUCCUGAAAUAUGACUUUCCAGGAGCAUUUUACUACAGCCAGCAGUUAAUUUCUGAUUGUUGUGUGACUGUUUCGAGCCCCUUGCUGUGGAACUGGUCCUCCUCACUUUUUAUCUAAUGUAGGUCAAAUACUUUAUACAAAUAAAGACUGAA
Messenger RNA from Lagopus muta (rock ptarmigan), 3416 nucleotides. RefSeq names its product ADAM metallopeptidase domain 8 (gene ADAM8). Gene Ontology annotation, biological process: proteolysis; positive regulation of cellular extravasation; regulation of cell-cell adhesion. The coding region runs from base 70 to 2745 and encodes 891 amino acids. Gene Ontology annotation, molecular function: cell adhesion molecule binding; metalloendopeptidase activity. Lineage: Eukaryota; Metazoa; Chordata; Aves; Galliformes; Phasianidae. The record is from RefSeq and is a predicted model, not a curated record. The transcript is spliced from 22 exons.